Molecule: messenger RNA, 7039 nt
Organism: Mus musculus (house mouse)
Lineage: Eukaryota; Metazoa; Chordata; Mammalia; Rodentia; Muridae
Gene: Kcnj4
Product: potassium inwardly-rectifying channel, subfamily J, member 4
Exons: 2
Coding region: 1488-2825 (445 amino acids)
Biological process (GO): potassium ion transport
Cellular component (GO): plasma membrane; cytoplasmic vesicle membrane; membrane
Molecular function (GO): inward rectifier potassium channel activity
Source: RefSeq, a predicted model, not a curated record
UACAAGAUUUCUUUGGGUGCCCAGUGGGGAAGGAGGGACUGGUCACAACACUGUAAGACCCAGCGGGUAGCAUAAGAAAUCUUGUUUGAGGAAGUUGCAUGCAGGAUUGUAAUUAAGGAAAAGUGUCAAGGCAAGUGAGUUUUGAGUAGUAGGAGUUUGCCUCCAGAGCCAAGAGCCGGAGUAAGGAAAGGCCUACGAACAAGGAGGGAGGCGAUGGCGCACUGUCCCAGAGCCUCUGCGCGGCUCUGAGUUGGAACAGAUGAUCUUCAGGUUAGGCAGAGGAGUUUAGAGUCUCAGCAGCCGAACUGAGAAGCUGCUCCGUUUAAACCACUGUUUCUCUCCCGUCCAUAGUCUGUGUGUAUAUUUUUACUGGGAUAGUCACAGGGCCAAAGUUAAGCAAAGCGUUUCGAAGGAACACGUAAAGAAUCACUUGUCAGCUGUUUGAUCCCCUUCGCAGGAACCCGAGACCCAAGGAGGGCUUGCAAAAACAGACCCCGUGCAGCCUCCGAGGGCGGAUUCCGGUUCAGUAGCGCCUUCCUGGCGCGGUAGAAUUCAGCCGCUAGAAGUGCUCGGGAUUGACUGUGCGGGGUGGGGGUGGGGGGGUGACGCGGGUUUCCGCACAUCACCGCGCUGUGCUUCUGAGGUGUGUGCUCGCUACUCUUGGAGAGUUACUCUAAGGACAGGUGUCGUUUUCCCGAAACCCUAAACGCUGUGGUCCGCGCGCUGCUCUAGUCUGGUGGCUGAGUCGUGAGCCGGGCCUGGCCCGGGCGAGGUUCCCACGGCAACCGCAAGCCGCUCCGGGCGUCUCCGGAGUGACGAGGCGCGAACCAAGACCCGGAGCCGGGAUUUCUGGAGCCGAGCCACGGAGCGAGGCAGGAGAGAGAUCGCGGCUGGCCAAAUGAGGAGGGGAGCCACGCCGCGGCCUUUCGUCCUUGCGCGGGCAUCCAGCAAACUCCUCUUCCACUCAUCCCAGCCUCAGUGUGGCCAUCAGCUGCGGCUAGAUACCCUCCUGGGGAUUCCUUCCCUGCUAUCAAGGUGGGGAGACGGAGAGCUAGGCAGCAUCCCAGUAUCACUGGGUGAAGUGGGCAAAGCCAGGCUCUGUCCCAGGUGGCUGAUAUUCCGGACAGAGAACUGUGCAGACAAGUGGAAGACAGGCCACACGCACCUCCUCUGGUUCGAGGACUAGCCCAGUUAGUAACCUGCUGUGUGGUCUUGAAGUCCCCACUCCUCUCCAGGUCUAGGAGAUGGAACAUUACCACCAAUGUCUCAGAGUAGCUCUUACCAAGUGUGUGAAAUAGUCACCAAGUUUAAAAGAAGCUGUCAAACUGCAAAGUGCCUUGCACAUGCCAAGGGCCAUCUCCGUCUCUGUUCUGGUCCUGUCCCUCACUCCAGCCCCAGAAGCUUGGUCUCAGAACCUUCCAUGCCUAGAGGUUUCAAGCCUGCAGGCCCUGCAUCUCCCCAGGUGACCACGACGACGUCCUCAGGUCAUGCACGGACACAACCGAAACGGGCAGGCCCACGUGCCCAGGCGGAAACGCCGCAACCGCUUUGUCAAGAAGAACGGCCAGUGUAACGUCUACUUCGCCAACCUGAGCAACAAGUCCCAGCGCUACAUGGCAGACAUCUUCACCACCUGCGUGGACACGCGCUGGCGCUAUAUGCUCAUGAUCUUCUCCGCGGCCUUCCUCGUUUCCUGGCUCUUCUUCGGCCUCCUCUUCUGGUGCAUUGCCUUCUUCCAUGGUGACCUGGAGGCCAGUCCCUCUGUGCCCGCGGCAGGAGGCCCGGGGGGCAAUGGCGGGGCAAGCCCGAAUGCCCCCAAACCCUGUAUCAUGCACGUAAACGGCUUUUUGGGGGCCUUCCUCUUCUCAGUGGAGACCCAGACGACCAUUGGCUACGGGUUCCGGUGUGUGACAGAGGAGUGCCCGUUGGCGGUCAUUGCGGUGGUUGUCCAGUCCAUUGUGGGCUGUGUCAUUGACUCCUUCAUGAUUGGCACGAUCAUGGCCAAGAUGGCACGGCCCAAGAAGCGGGCACAGACCCUGCUGUUCAGCCACCAUGCUGUCAUCUCCGUUCGAGACGGCAAGCUCUGCCUGAUGUGGCGCGUGGGUAACCUGCGCAAGAGUCACAUUGUGGAGGCCCACGUCCGGGCCCAGCUCAUCAAACCCUACAUGACACAGGAGGGUGAGUACCUGCCACUGGACCAGCGGGACCUCAACGUGGGCUAUGACAUCGGCCUGGACCGCAUCUUCUUGGUGUCACCCAUCAUCAUAGUGCAUGAAAUCGACGAGGACAGCCCACUCUACGGCAUGGGCAAGGAGGAGCUGGAGUCAGAGGACUUUGAGAUUGUGGUCAUCCUGGAGGGUAUGGUGGAGGCCACGGCUAUGACCACUCAGGCCCGCAGCUCCUAUCUGGCCAGUGAGAUCCUGUGGGGUCACCGGUUUGAGCCUGUGGUCUUCGAGGAAAAGAGUCACUACAAGGUGGACUACUCACGAUUCCACAAGACCUAUGAGGUGGCUGGCACGCCUUGCUGCUCCGCCCGUGAGCUGCAGGAGAGCAAGAUCACGGUGCUGCCCGCCCCACCGCCCCCUCCCAGUGCCUUCUGCUAUGAGAAUGAGCUGGCCCUUAUGAGCCAGGAGGAAGAGGAGAUGGAAGAGGAGGCUGCGGCCGCAGCAGCCGUGGCUGCAGGCCUGGGCCUGGAGGCAGGUUCCAAAGAGGAGGCAGGCAUUAUCCGGAUGCUUGAGUUUGGCAGCCACCUGGAUCUGGAGCGCAUGCAAGCCGCCACCCUUCCACUGGACAAUAUUUCCUAUCGCAGGGAAUCUGCCAUCUGACCUCCAGGCCCUGCCCUCCUCUAUUCCCGCAAGAGCCUCUGCCAGGGGUGGGACGCCAGGACAAGCCUUCCACUCUUAGGACAGAGUUGAACGUGGCUCUGUGGACCUAGAGGAAGGUGGGGGCUUCAAAGACUGGGAGAUCCCUUCCUGUUGACUACAGGGCCCAGGACUGGAAAGGACCCAGGUACUCCGCCCUGAUGGCCCAGGGCCCCCUGGCAUCUCCCCACGGUGGCUCUGGGCCCCCAGAUCUUCCACCCUUUUCCCACUGACCCUUCAAGGAUGUACCCCUUCUGCUCUCAGGACCUCGGGGAAGGCGGCUGGACUGCUGGGGGGCGGGCAUCAUGGGGUUCUGGGUGGGCAGGGUGGGUCUGGGGGAGGGGGAAGGGUGUGUUUCUUUUGCAUGACUGUGGUCUGUGCUCUUGAUUCUCUUUUGUAAAUAUCUAUAAAUGGAAGAGAUGGAGACACAAGUCCACCUCUGCCCAUUUCUACCUGUGAGACAGAGAGAGGCUGCCAACCCCUCUCUGUGCACUCCCCCGUCCAGCCUCAGCCCGACCCAGCUGGCUGGUCCCUUGAGACCUUUGAAGCCGGCUCUGUAUGGUGUUGGGUUUGGGUACAGAGGGGACUCAGAGGUAGGAUGAGUACCCCUCCCUCCUUGCAGUCCCUCCAGUUUCCAGAUUGAUGACGGCGUUUGUAACUAUUUUUAAUAAAGCAUAUGGUCCACUAGAAGUAGGCUGGUAGAGAGAGGAGAGAGAGAGAGAGAGAGAGAGAGAGCGCAAGCAAGCAUGUGAGUAUCUGUAUGUGGCCCCUUUUCUUUAAAACUAGCGUGUGUGUGUGUGUGUGUGUGUGUGUGUGUGUGUGUGCGCGCGCGCGCGCGCAGGUGCACAUGUGUGUCCUUAUGGAAGCCAAAGGACAACCUCAGAUGUUGUCCUUCGGGGGCCAUCUACCCUUUUUUUUAAAAUUUAUUUUCAUUUUCAUGGGCAUUCCUUCCCCCCCUCCCCCUAUGUAUGUGUGUGCAACUGAUGCCUGCAGAGGCCAAAAGAUAGCAUGGAAUCCUCAGGGCAGGGAGUUACUGAGGGUUGUGAGCCACCAUGUGGUUCUGGGAAUCUAAUCUGGGUCCUCUGCAAAAGCAACAAGUGCCCUUAACCGCUGAGCCGCCUCUCCAGCCCCACCCACCUUAUUAUUUUUUUUUUUUUUUGAAACAGGGUCUCUCACUGGCCUGGAGCACAUGAUUAGGGUAGCUGACCAGAGAGCCCCCGGAUCUCCUGUCGAGGGCCAGCUUUUUUUUUUUUCAUUAAAACACAGGUGCUGGGGAUGGAAUCUAGGUCAUGUGUGUCUUUCAUCCCUUAGGCCUUCUCAGGGGUACAUACCCUUCCGGAGAUACACAGGGACCUCUGCCCCCUGGUAGUCAAUGGAAGGACCCUGGGUGAGUAUCAUAGAAGCUAGGUCUGAAUCAAAUCUUGGUACCUCAGAGGAAGUAGGAAGCGCCCACUGGAUUGACCCACACGCAGACGUACACACACUCGUGUCUCUACACACUGCUCAGGGAGCCUGCAGGACACCCUGGUGGGAGGGGCCCCAGAAACCUACUGAGAACCCGGUUUCUGCCUUGCCAUGGGACCUCUGGUAAGUCCUUCUCUCUGAGCUCCAUAGUUUGUGUUAUGUGAAGAGCCAACCUGCAUCAGGUAACCGUUACCUGUCCUUCAAAGUCUGUGAGUAGCCGAGGGCUCCCAGGCAUCAGGAGCCCACUCUCUGAGGCAAAGGGGGGGGGGAACCAGACCCGAUCUCUGCGGAGUGUAGCAAGUUAGUGUCGAGGGCUGCCCGGGAGAAAAGUGCUGGAUGGUCUAGCCCCAUCCCUUCAGCCACUCUGUUCUACAUGCCAACCGUGUGCCUAGCAUUCAGGCUGUGGAAAAGCAGAAAGUACCCUGUGUGGUCUCAGGAACCUCUCUGCCAAUAUACCAGCUUACCUACUGCGAAGGAAGGUGGGUCUAUGACGAUCACAGAACACCAGCCAUGGCCGCAAGCAACCAUUUAGAUAAAUACAGCACACCCAGCAUGCUUUAACCAUUUGACAAGGGAAUCUGAGAGUUCUUUCCUGGAAAGAGGCUAGCUUGGGAUCUAAGACAUCCUCCCCCCGCCCCCCAUAGGUAGCUUACUGCAGUCAGUCAAGGGCUGAGUUCACAUCACAUUUGAUGGACUAAUAAGACAUACAGACCUGGAGAACUAAGGACUGGACUUCACUAUAUACGGCUCUGAGGCCUGCUUCUCCUCUCCCAUCCUCUGAGGCCAGAGAUGGACGGAGGGGAUGCUGCCUGCCGUGUUUCCCCACCCUGGGAUUCCAAGGGUGCCAGUAACCAUUAGCAGCCUCCAAGGGCUGAAGCAGAAGAUGAGAGGUAGCAUUCAGCAAAAGAAAAGGCUCAAUCAAUGGCCUAGCCACCCAGGCUCGCCCCAAACCCAGGAAGCUUCUCAGGGAUGCCCUACCUUCCAGCCCCAGGAGGACACGGGGAGGCCCUCCUCUCCUGAUUGUCCCAGGUGAUGGGAAGGAACUGCCUCUGCUCCGGUCUCCCACUGGGCCCAGAAUGUGGAACAGGUAUCCACAUUCUUCUUGCUGUCCACUCCAGCAAGAGGCCAAGUUUAGAGGGCCACCCAGGGACAAGCCUUUCAGCACCCCGCCCCCCAAACAUUGUUACCAGUUAGCCUCUUGCACUGACUGUUGGGGGCAACCGUGUCUUUCAGACAACCCCAUUCUUUUCUCAGGCCACACCACCACCACAGCUGCCACCACGCCAGAUCCAGGGUGCAAGAGAGCUCAACUGCACCGCUCCAGGCAGGCUGCAAGCUGGGCUCAGCUCUGCUGACUCACCUCUCUCCCACCUGCUCCCCUUUCGCAGCCCUCCCACCCGCUUCCCAGCUCCGUGUGCAGCUCCUCUGAUCUCUCUCUCUCUCCUUCCCUGCUCUCCUGGUGGCUGCAUCUGGGGGCGGCGAGCAGCUUCGAUACCUUGGUGCUCAGUCAUGCAAACUGGUUAGCAGCUGCGGGGACUUUUGGAGGUGCCACCACGCCCUUUUCUGCUCAGCCCGGGGAAGAUGGGCCAGCCUUGUCUAGCCUAGAGCCUGCUCUUCAGUCUGGAAGAGAGAUCACGAAGGACUUGAAGGGAGCACAGGUGUAGGAGGGGAGGGAAGGGCAGGAGGGUGUGGUCUCACUGAAGCUCCGCCCCCGCACCUGCCGGCUGCCUGGAAAAACUACCAUUCAAGAGUAAUCUUGGCUCGCCAUGGCUUCCUCCGAGAUGGCUUCUGGAGUUUUCCUUAGGAACUUAAAACAGCUUAGAGAGAACUAGAGAGGAGCCCAGGUGGCAUUCAGCUACGAAUUGUCACUAUAAGGCCUUUCUUGGAUCAUGCAGGCUUCUUCCUGCAUGUAGCUUCUCUCAUCUUUUCUGGAUAUGGGCUGUUCUGGGCAGUAUUGUAUGUUUUGUUAGUUUUGUUUGUUUGUUUUAAAGACUAGGUCUCAUGUAGCCCAGGCUGGCCUCAAACUCAGUGUGUAGCUAAAGAUGAUUGUGAACUCUGGACCCUCCCGCUUUUGCCUCCCAAGGGCUAAUGUUAAAGGUGUGGGUACCAUCACUCCCAGGCAAAUCUUCCAUUUUUGGAGUUUGACAGGAGCAGAUGGAUCUCUGUGAGUUCCAGGCUAGCCUGGUCUACCUGGCAAGUUCCAGGACAGCCACAUACGAAGACUUUAUCUCAAAAAGCAAACAAACCCCAAAGAUGAAAGACUGGAGCAUUCACAUCCUCCCAUGAAAAUAAGCUACACCUUUUAAGGAUGGGAAGGUUUUAACACCCCAGCUUCCCUCCUGGUGUGAGGAGGAAGGACAGCGAUCAAGGGACAAUGAAGUCAAGACCCUUGGCACCCCAUGUCCCCCAACUGGGAGGGAAGACUGAGAGGCAGAGGCUCCUAGGUUGGAAUUUUGCCCUUGGGACUUGGCAGCUGUGUGACCUUGGGCAGGUAAAUUUGUCCGUGUGUGUGUGUGUGUGUGUGUGUGUGUGUGUGUGUGUGUGAUAUUCAUAUAUCUAUCUUCAUUUUGUAUGAACUAAAUGAGAGCCUGUGUGUGACUGGGCAUGGCAGGUAUGGGGGUCUGGUGUUAAAUGAUCUAAAUCAUCUAAAUAAAUGUGAGUGGCCUUUGGAAACAGUUUGAUCAACUUAACAAUAAAUGACACAAUUAGUGUGA